Molecule: messenger RNA, 1009 nt
Organism: Seriola dumerili (greater amberjack)
Lineage: Eukaryota; Metazoa; Chordata; Actinopteri; Carangiformes; Carangidae
Gene: fkbp3
Product: FK506 binding protein 3
Exons: 7
Coding region: 28-693 (221 amino acids)
Molecular function (GO): peptidyl-prolyl cis-trans isomerase activity
Source: RefSeq, a predicted model, not a curated record
UCAAAGUUUAUCAGUUCGCCUCUCAAAAUGGCGGCUGUACCAACACGGGACUGGAGCGAUGAGCAACUAAAAAGUGACGAUUUACCAAAAAAAGACAUUAUAAAGUUCAUUCAGGACAAUGCAGCCCACUCGUUCCUCAAUGAGCACAAGCUGCUGGGCAACAUAAAAAAUGUUGCCAAAACAGCAAAGAAAGAACAACUGAUCAUUGCCUACAAUCAGCUUUUUGAGAGCAAAAGGUUUAAAGGCACAGAGCCAGUAGAAGAGGUGACUGAGCAGGUUAAAGCUGUCAAAAUUGAAGAAAAGCCAAAAGAAGUCAAGACAGAGGUGGUGGAUGAGGGUCCGCCCAAGUACACCAAGUCAGUGCUUAAGAAAGGUGACAAGACAAACUUCCCAAAGAAAGGCGAGACUGUGAGCUGCUGGUACACUGGUACCUUGGAGGAUGGAACUGUGUUUGACACCAAUAUUCCCACAGCAGCCAGAAAGAAGAAGCAGGCUAAACCCCUGAGCUUCAAGGUUGGCUUGGGCAGAGUCAUUAGAGGAUGGGAUGAGGCCCUUCUAACAAUGAGCAAGGGUGAAACGGCUCGUGUGGAGAUUGAAUCAGAGUGGGCCUAUGGAAAGAAGGGUCUCCCAGAGUCCAAAAUUCCACCCAAUGCAAAGCUGAUUUUUGAAGUUGAGCUUGUGGCUGUGGAUUAACUGACAAACAUUGGCCAGCAUGCAUCACAUUUGAAAGCCUUGCUGUAAAGAUUAAACUUACAAUGGCAUUUUGAUUGUGCUGUGCCCAGUUUCUCUGCACUUUGUCUCCUUUAUCACAUUAUGUACAACAGGUUCGAGUAAGAAGAAAUAAUGACCAGUUAUUACAACGUUAAGUUUUUGGCCAAAAUGAGAUGGCUUGUCAAUAAUGUACAUAUGAGACAUACUGAGACUUUUUUUUUUUGUUCUGUUCUUUUGCAUGUACAAUGUAAAUGAUGAAUAAACCUGUUUCAUGGACUUGGUUCAUACAGAAUGACAA